Molecule: messenger RNA, 3228 nt
Organism: Pygocentrus nattereri (red-bellied piranha)
Lineage: Eukaryota; Metazoa; Chordata; Actinopteri; Characiformes; Serrasalmidae
Gene: cdh26.1
Product: cadherin 26, tandem duplicate 1
Exons: 19
Coding region: 140-2641 (833 amino acids)
Biological process (GO): homophilic cell-cell adhesion; cell-cell junction assembly; adherens junction organization
Cellular component (GO): catenin complex; plasma membrane; adherens junction
Molecular function (GO): cadherin binding; calcium ion binding
Source: RefSeq, a predicted model, not a curated record
CACAGAGAGAGAGAGAGACAGAGAGAGAGAGAAAGAGUGAGAGAAGCACCUGUGUGGCAGCUUGCAGGUUUCAGUCAAGCAACUUACUGUCAUGUUUGGAGGCUAAAGUUUAUGAUCAUUUUAUCUUUAACUCUUCAGGAUGAGGGUAACCUUCCAUCUCCUUUUUCUGCUGUCUCUCUGGACAGAGACCACACAAAGUGACCUGAGGAACCUGGACAGGAACCUCACAGAGGAGCAUGAGCGUGUGCUGAUUCGCACUAAGAGGAGGUGGGUUCUCUCUACAAUUGAGCUGCAGGAGGAGGAUCCUGGACCUUAUCCCAAAGAGGCCACACAGUUGUUCAAUGAUAAGAGCUCUAUGCACAAGCUCCGGUUCAGUAUCAGCGGUCAAGGCGUGAACGAAGACCCGAAGGGUGUGUUCACCAUUGAACCCUUCACUGGUGCGGUCAUUGUACACAAACCUAUAGACCGAGAACUGUACCCUGUUUUCUUGGUGGAGUUUGAUGUUGCGGAUCGAGAGAGCGGCUCAAUUCUUGACAGAACUUUAUCAUUCAGUGUGGCCAUAAAGGACAUAAAUGACAAUGCACCUGAGUUUUUACCUGAGGUUCUACAUACAUCAAUUCCAGAAAACACCCAAGAAGGAGUGCUCCCAGUUUCACUGCAGGCUAAAGACAAAGACGAGAAGGGCAACGAGAACUCUCGCAUCACCAUGAGGGUGGUGUCUCAGGACCCGCCGUCACCAGUUAUCACCCUCAAGCCUCUCAGUGCACGCGGUUCAGAUGACAAUGUCAUCACACAGCUCAUCUUCACUGGGUGCUUUGAUUAUGAUAAAGCAAAGGCUUAUAAACUGCUUGUGGAAGCCCAAGAUCAUGGAAACCCAGUGCUAACCUCUACUGCCACUGUUAAUAUAGACAUCAUUGACUCCAACACACAUCAACCUGUAUUCACUGCUACAAAGUACAAUGCUCAGGUUAUGGAGAUGGAAACCAACAAAGAGAUUUUAAGGUUGUCUGUAGAAGACAAGGAUACCCCCAACACCCAAGCAUCUAAAGCUGUCUACAAGAUCCUCAAAGGAAAUGAGGACGGCAACUACAAGAUUGAAACAGACCCGAAAACCAAUGAAGGAGUGUUAACUGUCAUCAAGGGGAAAGAUUAUGAGAGGACAACUCUUACUCAGUUGGAAAUAUCAGUGGAGAACGAGGAGCCAUUGUUUCUAUGCAUUGAUGGAAAGCCAGCAUCUCCUGCCAUGCGCGCUGCGAGAAAACUCAACACUACCAAGGUUGAUGUCAAAGUCAUUGAUGUGAACGACCCACCAGUGUUUCAGCAGAAGAUUCAGACAGUGUACAAGAAAGAGGAAGGGAACCCCGGAGAGGUGCUGUACGAACCUAUCGUCAAAGAUGUGGAUUCAGACGCUGAUAAAAUCAGGUAUGAAUUAGUCGACGACCCAGCCAAGUGGGUGAAGGUGGACCCCAAAACAGGCAAGGUCACCACAGUGAUGAAAAUGGACCGCGAGUCUCCAUAUGUAGUCAACGGCACCUAUACAGUUGUGAUCCGAGCAAUAGACAAUGGGGAGCCUCCUGCCACAGGCACAGGAACCUUGGUGAUUCAACUGGGAGAUCUAAAUGAUAACGCACCCUACCUGACCUCCAACAACUCGAUCAUGUGUGGAAAUAAGACUCAAAGGGUGACAGUAAAGCCUGAUGAUGCUGACGCACCUCCAUUUGCGGGACCCUUUUCCUUCUCUAUUGCGAGUGAAGAUAAGAAGCUGUUGAGCAUGUGGAAGUUCAACCCAAGCACAGGGUCUGAAUCUUCAUUGAUAAGUCUGAAGAGUUUGCCAUAUGGGAAUUACUUGAUUCCACUGCGCAUCGAGGACCAGCAGGGGAAAGUAGGACUGGACACUCUGAAUGUGGUGGUGUGUGACUGUGGGGAUAAAGAUGUGUGUCGAUCGCCCCUGCCUCGUUCUUCUAACCUGAAUGGAGCAGCUAUAGGAAUCCUACUGGGAUCGUUGCUGUUAUUGGCUUUACUGCUCUGCUGUUGUUUUCUUUGCGAGUACAAAGCAAAGGAAUUUAUACUAAACAUUCAAGAGGAAGGGAAUCAAACCCUUAUCAACUACAAUGAGGAAGGAGGGGGCUCACUCGCCAAGGCUGAAAUACAGGUAGUCCAGUCCUCCACUAAUGGCCUGAAGUCAGGACCUAUACAGCUCACAGAAUUCUCUAAUGGAUAUGGAGGGAAUGGAUAUAAUGAAUCAACGAAAAGGAGAACAAUGUCUUCAGGGGGCUUUCAGGAGACAACUGAGGCUGGCAGAACCUUGAUGAGUCGGGGCUGGGUUACGAGCAGGAGCUUCACCUUCAGGAAUGGGGCUAACAGAUUCUCCAGGUCCUUCAGCCUGAUGUCAGACUGGAACAUAGAAGACCAUCUUCUAAGGAAACUGUAUGAACUUCCUGAAGACCAGCUGGACUUCCCUGAGUGCCACCCUCAUGAGUACAGCUACGAGGGAAUGGGAAGCACGUGUCCAUCUCUAGACGAGCUCUCCUUUAGCGCUGAUGGAGACGAUCUGGACUUUCUCAACGACCUAGGCCCAAAAUUUCACAUUUUGGAUGGGAUUUGUCGGAAGACGAUGGAAGAGAAGAACAUAAAGUUGUAAGAGAGGACACAGACAAUGCAUUAUUUCGUUUUUACUUGUUUUGAUUUUUUAAAUGGAUCUUGGACAUUUUAUGGGUUUAUGGAAACAGUGGGUAAUCUUUUUAAUAUAACAUUGGUGGAAAUUAUCUCUCAGGGGCAUCAACCAAUGAGAAAACCUGUUUACAUUGGGCCACAUCUUUUUAUAUUACUUCUGGAAGGAAAUGCCUGCAAAAACAUCAGAUAUCCAGCAUCUGGACAUGAAAUCCAGUCUUUUCUGUGGGCUGGUUAUAAAGCAGUGGACCUGCCAGUUAUAUUUGGUGGUGGAGAUAAAACAGUUGUGGUAUAACUGGACUAAAGCUCUGGAAUGGUGACAUACCUCCUGGAACGUUGUUGGUUUUAGGCGUUAAGCCAUAUACAGUAAACUUGGGUGAGUACUGUGACAUACUGUACAUACUGUAACUGCUCUAUGAAUGAGUACAGAGCAUUUUUAGUGAAAGAGUGAAGAUCACUCAUCAGUCUACAUUAGGUAAAGUGACAUGUUGACAUUGUGUUCUAGCUAAUGUUGAGCGACACUGACAGAAAUAAACAUCACAAUAUAUUCCAAACAUA